AUGAACCUUCUGGAGCAGGAUCUCAUCUUGCGAUAUCUACGUUCGAGGUGCCAUUCAUGGAAUCGUCUUGAGACGGAAGGAUAUAUCAUAGGUCCCACAACCAUCAGAAACAAGAAAUGCCCACGCAAAGGAUCAAUUCCAGCCUAUCAAUUUCGAGAGACACCUCACACGGAGCUACAAGCUGCGGGCACUGUUUGUGCCAUCGCCCUUGACUGUGAGAUGGUCGGAGUCAGAAACGGUCGCCAAACACUCGCUUUUCUCAGUGCGAUCGACUUUUUGAGCGGCGAAGUGCUUAUCAGUCGCUAUGUGAAUCCGUCUGAGGAGGUGCUUGACUGGAGAUAUAAGUUCACUGGCGUGACGCAGACCAUCAUGAGUAGCGCCGUUGCCUGUGGUGCAGCAUUUAGAAACUGGCGAGAGGCACGCGAUAAAUUGUGGGAGUUUAUGGACGAUUCGACCGUGUUGGUUGGUCAUUCUCUCCAGUACGAUCUUGAAGUACUAGGCAUGGCUCAUGCUAAAGUUGUUGAUUCUGCGAUAUUGACUGCUGAGACUGUCUACCCUUCCAUUCCAUCAACGAAGCCAUUGACCCGCAACUGGGCGUUGAAAACACUUGCGAAGGACUUUUUGGGCUUGAACAUACAGACUAGCGAUUGCGGGCAUAGUGCUUUAGAAGAUGCAUAUGCAGCACGAGAUGUCGUCAUCUGGUGUAUCAGGAACCCGGAGGACCUUAAAGUAUGGGCGGAAAAAGCUCGACUCCAGGAAGAGAACAAGCUCGCACAGAGCCGACAAAGAUAUGGUAAAAGCAAGUCCAAGGGCAAGUUUCCUGCCACCCAUUCUACUCCAAUUUGGGAACGUAAUACAGCAUUCGACGAUGACCCCGAAGAUAUUCGAUAG
Messenger RNA from Penicillium psychrosexuale, 891 nucleotides. RefSeq names its product 3'-5' exonuclease. The record is from RefSeq and is a predicted model, not a curated record. Gene Ontology annotation, cellular component: nucleus. Gene Ontology annotation, molecular function: nucleic acid binding; exonuclease activity. Gene Ontology annotation, biological process: ribosomal large subunit assembly; rRNA processing. The coding region runs from base 1 to 891 and encodes 296 amino acids. NCBI's taxonomy places the organism in Eukaryota, Fungi, Ascomycota, Eurotiomycetes, Eurotiales, Aspergillaceae. The transcript has a single exon.